GCAUAUCUACGGCUUCAUUAUAUAUGGUAUGUGUGACUCUGUUGGGCUGUUCGGCUGCCCGGCCUUUGUUGUGUUACCUGGGCCGUCAUAUUCAAUGCCAAGACGACUUGGUGAUUUCCGGUCACAGGGGUUAUAUCUUUCUAUUUUUCUCUGUCGCGCUUGUUUUGUUUUCUUGCUUCAUCAACCCGCGAAGCAUUGUCAUCCACGCGACUACUACGGCGCACCUCCACGCCAGAUUCAGAGUUUGCUCUGCCGCGAUGCGGCGUGCAUCCCCUGUGUGGAAAAGCAUGCUGUUCGGUCCGUGGAAGGAAGCGAAGCCGGCGCAGGGUGAUUGGAUCGUGGAUCUCCCCGAAGACAAACCAUGGCCGCUUGCGAUGGCUCAUGGAAUCUUUGAGAAAAUACCCAAGUAUCUCUCGCUCCAGGAACUGAACGAACUUCUCAUCCACACCGAGAACUACGAUUUGAUCCACCUUCCUGCAACCAUGGGCCGGCACCUGGCUAGAGAUCGUCAAGGCCCCGAUGUCCCACUCGCCGAAUUGGGGUCCCCCCAGGACGUGAACACCUCAUGAGGCUACAUGUCGCCUGGGAGAUGGGCUGCGAAGACAUCGUUUCUGCUGAGCUCACUGAUG
This is a messenger RNA of Chaetomium strumarium, 629 nucleotides long. RefSeq lists its product as uncharacterized. The record is from RefSeq and is a predicted model, not a curated record. The transcript has a single exon. The coding region runs from base 24 to 569 and encodes 181 amino acids. Lineage: Eukaryota; Fungi; Ascomycota; Sordariomycetes; Sordariales; Chaetomiaceae.